Molecule: messenger RNA, 2377 nt
Organism: Gallus gallus (chicken)
Lineage: Eukaryota; Metazoa; Chordata; Aves; Galliformes; Phasianidae
Gene: MIF4GD
Product: MIF4G domain containing
Exons: 6
Coding region: 961-1629 (222 amino acids)
Biological process (GO): regulation of translational initiation
Cellular component (GO): cytosol
Molecular function (GO): protein binding; translation activator activity; RNA binding
Source: RefSeq, a predicted model, not a curated record
GAGGAAACGGGGGGCAGCGCCGACGAGGCGGUCAUGGCGCUGCGCUCCGCGGUCCGCCCUGCGCAGCCUCGGAGGCUGGAGGAGCUGGGGCGGCCCGGCAGGUCGGUGCGGCCGCGCCCGGUCCCCCCCCUGCCCUGCCAGGGGCUCCCCGGGAUCGUCCAACCCCGUUCCGUCCCCGAGGCCGCUGGGCCUGAGUGAGAGUUGGGAGUCCGGCGACCAGGAGGCGGUGGGAUGAGGUUACCGGGUGACACUGGGUGCCCUCAGACGGCCGCGGGUGGAUGCUCGGUGGUGGGAAAGGAGGCUCGCUGCUCUUCUGCCCCUCCCUAUGAUAGUUCGCACCUGGCAGGGUGCCGGUCCCUGGCAGAUCGGGGGUGCUCACCCCAACCACGUCCCUCUCCAGAUUGCACUGGGAUGGCUUAGCACAGUGUGGUUUUGGUAGGAUACUGGGAGAUACUGUGCCAAGGUCACGUAGUGCCACCAGGCAGGCAGUCCAAGCGGCAGGAUCUCACUCUGGUGCUGCUUUUGUGCUCACGCCUUUCAGGUUGCUCUGGGCGGGGUUACUCGGCGCUGCCCAAAGCGGCCGUUCCGUCCCCGGGGAUCCCAUGGAUGCUCCCGGGGAGGCAGUGGGCGGUGACGGCACAGACGCUGCCAGACAGGCUCCGAUGUGCGCUGCCUCACUGCCCUGCCACGCUUUGACUGGGUUUUCGCCACGUGCCGUACUGCCAGCAGGACGUGGGCCUGCUGGUGAGCCCAGGCUGCUGUAUGGAGUGGUACGAGUGCACGGGGAGAGAGCUGUGCAAAAAGGGGACAGCUUAGAUUGGAAAGGGUCUUCCUGCUGGACACGGUUUAGGGUGCCCAGCUGCUUGUGAAUCCAUCUGGGAAGGAAACUUUAGUGCAGUCUGGAGGGGCUCCUGCUAGCACAUCUGUUCCCCUGAUUCUUGUUGUUGGAGGAAGCCGGUCAUGGGGGAAACAAGCAAAGAAGAGUAUAAAAUACAGUCAUUUGACAUUGAGACUCAGAAGCUGCUGAAAACAGCACUCAAAGACCCCAGCAAUGUGGACCUGGACAAAGUGGCCAAUAUUAUAGUUGACCAGUCCCUCAAAGACUGUGUGUUCAGCAAGGAAGCAGGGCGCAUCUGCUACACCAUCAUCCAGGCAGAGAGCAAACAGGGUGGCCAGAGCAUCUUCCGGAGGAGCCUGCUGAACCGGCUGCAGCAGGAGUACAAGGACAGAGAGGAUCUGCGCAACCGGUCACUGCAGGCAUGGAUCUGCUAUGUCACAUUCAUCUGCAACAUCUUUGACUACCUUAAGGUGAACAACAUGCCCAUGUUGGCUUUGGUGAACCCUGUUUACGACUGUCUGUUCCGACUAGCACAACAUGAUAGCCUACAGAAGGAGGAAGAGGUGGACUGCUUGGUCCUACAGCUCCAUCGCGUUGGCGAACAGCUAGAGAAGAUGAACUCCCAGCGGAUGGAUGAGCUCUUUUCCCUCCUUCGAGAUGGCUUCCUUUUACAGGAGGGGCUCAGCUCCCUGUCCCAGCUCCUGCUGCUGGAGAUCAUUGAGUUUCGGGCUGCUGACUGGAAGAUGACAGAUGCCGCCCAGAAAUAUUAUUAUAGCGAAGUGACAGAUUAACCCCUCUACAGCAGAGGCAGAGAGAUGUCCACAGCACUUUCACCAGCAAGCUUAAUAUCGAGUUUGAUUUUUUUUUUUUUUUUUUUUAGCACUUCCUGUAAAUAGGAUUUAUACUGGUUAAAGCCUCUGGGCAUAUAACUAUCAUCUAUCACUCUGUGACUGGUGCUAGCCUGAUUUUGGAUGUUUAGACAGAGGCACAUUGAAACCAGCAAGUUCUUCCACUCAUUUUGUUUAAUGAUGGGCUGCUGCAAGCAGAAGGCAAGGAAGGCUUCUAGCUCAAACCAGCGUUUUGUACAAGUGUUAGGGGAAGCCAAGAGCAUUUUGGUUGACCCAAGAGCCAACACUGCUGAGGGAGGCAGAGGGGAAAUAUUUCACAGCUCACAGUACCAAAGCAGGUUGUCUGGGAAAAGUUACAGAAAAUACUGUGGUCAGAUGGAUCACAACAGCUCACCAAAUUACUGCUUUUCACUGACUACUUCCAGCAGACUGGCAGUAUCUGUAUGGGUAUAUGACUGUGGGGCGCUAGCUAUUAAUACCAAAAUCUGGCAGCUUCCAGAAGGAUAAGGGUUCUCAAGCACAUGUAGCUAGAAACAAGUUUUAUAUGUUUUAUACAGUAACUGUUUGGGGUUUUUUCAAAACCUAGUGAGGUUCAAGUAUGGUCUGUUUCCUAUGAGAAUAAGAAUGGGAGAGAAAGAAAGAAAACAAAAUAGUCUACUGGGUGUUUUUUGUAAUAAAAGUUUUCCACUAA